Messenger RNA from Knipowitschia caucasica, 639 nucleotides. The record is from the annotation of a GenBank genome assembly. Lineage: Eukaryota; Metazoa; Chordata; Actinopteri; Gobiiformes; Gobiidae.
AUGGCUCUAUCACAGAGAGGAGGAAGAGUCAGGGUGGAGGAGGAAGAGGGAGAGGAGGAAGAGGAGGAGGUCCAGAGGGGAAGAUGGCUUUAUCACAGAGGAGGAAGAGGAGGAGAUCCAAAGAGAAAGAUGGCUCUAUCACAGAGAGGAGGAAGAGUCAGGGAGGAGGAGGAAGAGGGAGAGGAGGAAGACGAGGAGGUCCAGAGGGGAAGAUGGCUUUAUCACAGAGAGGACGAGGAAGAGGAGGAGGUCCAGAGGGAAAGAUGGCUCUAUCACAGAGAGGAGGAAGAGUCAGGGAGGAGGUCCAGAGGGGAAGAUGGCUUUAUCACAGAGGAGGAAGAGGAGGAGAUCCAAAGAGGAAGAUGGCUCUAUCACAGAGAGGAGGAAGAGUCAGGGAGGAGGAGGAAGAGGGAGAGGAGGAAGACGAGGAGGUCCAGAGGGGAAGAUGGCUUUAUCACAGAGGAGGAAGAGGAGGAGAUCCAAAGAGGAAGAUGGCUCUAUCACAGAGAGGAGGAAGAGUCAGGGAGGAGGAGGAAGAGGGAGAGGAGGAAGACGAGGAGGUCCAGAGGGGAAGAUGGCUUUAUCACAGAGGAGGAAGAGGACUCUGGGAGGAGGAGGAAGACUGUGGGUGGACACUGA